Anastrepha ludens (Mexican fruit fly) is the source of this 2363-nucleotide messenger RNA. RefSeq names its product carboxylesterase 1E. The record is from RefSeq and is a predicted model, not a curated record. The transcript has 3 exons. NCBI's taxonomy places the organism in Eukaryota, Metazoa, Arthropoda, Insecta, Diptera, Tephritidae. Bases 160 to 2283 code for a protein of 707 amino acids.
CGCUAAGCACUGAGGCGAAACGCUACUUCAUGUACCAGCCUCAUCGUCAGUUAAUACUUGAUAUUCAACGCCAACACUUGACGGCUGCACAACUGACGAGCAGACAUAAAAACGAGUUCGCGUGCUAAACAUUUCAGUUUUCUGUUUCAGUUCGUCGUUAUGCCGUCGCUAAUGAAAUCAUUUCAAUCGAACUUUAUUAGCCGUGAAGCAGUUAAACCACUUUUUAUUUUUAUACUCUUCGCAUGUGCGUUGACUUUGUGUAAUGCGUCGUCGCUGAUCGAACGGGAAAAACACAAUCGCGUCAAACGUAUAGUGGGUGGCCGCCAAUCGAAGGCACCACCACCCGACGAUCCGGUGGUCUUUACGCGCACCUUCAAUCGCGAUGCUCGCGUCGAAGGCUUUCGCAAUGAACGCACCGGCAUCUAUUCCUUCCUCGGCAUGCACUACGCAGAGCCGCCAAUUGGUCUGUUGCGUUAUGCGCGUCCCGUCUAUAAGCGCAUGGCAGGUGACAUCAAUGCCACACGUCAUGGACCACCCUGCCUACAGCCCGAUCCAUAUAAUCCAUAUCGCGUGGUGGGCGAGGAGAAUUGUCUGCUAUUGAAUAUUUAUACGCCGCGUAUGCCGGAUGAAACGACCGGUCUACCGGUAUAUGUCUGGAUACAUCCGGGUGGUUUUCGUUAUGGUUCUGCCGCUCAGUACGAUGCCACACCUAUAGCGCAGCAGGGUGUGAUAGUCGUAGCGCCACAAUAUCGACUCGGUUCUUUGGGUAUAAUGGGCGAUGGUACGAAAGAAUUCGAUGGUAAUUUAGCGAUCUUCGAUAUGGCGGCAGCGCUGCGCUGGGUCAAUGACUACAUUCAUCAUUUCGGUGGUGACCCGAAACAAAUCAAGGCCAUUGGACAUGGCUCGGGUGCGGCGAGCGCAAUGUAUUUGUCAAUGUCGCGUUCAGCACGUAGUGCGGGUGAUGUGUCGGGUGUGGUGGCGAUGUCGGGUACAGCGCUUUCGCAAUACGCAACCGAUAAGGAACCGGUGCAGAGUGUGGAGGAGGUGGCGGACAUUAAUGGUUGCCCCACACUGAACGAGCUGGAGAUUGUGCAGUGCCUGAGAGAGAAAUCAGCCGAAGAAAUUAUACAGAACGAUUCAAAAAUCCAAACGGAACGCCUAGCUGGCCGUGCCCUAGUCAAAGGUCUAUCAGGCAAUGUUGGUUUCACGCCGCAUGUUGAGGGAGAGAAUGAUGGCCGUGCGCUACCCAGCUUGAUUGUAGGCGAGCCGGAACAGCAGCUGCGUAGUGGUAACUUCACGCCUAUACCUCUGUUAACGGGUGUUACAAAACAUGAAACCGCGAAUGCUGUCAGCAUUGAUACGUUGAAUCGGAUAUUUGGCUCUGUGCAACAAUUUCUCAAUUCACUAACCGACGCAUUGAAGGAUCUGACCGGGUUCCUGCAUAUCGACGGUAUCACGGGUGAAAUCGCAAAACCCGUGCUGCCUGGACUAUCGUCGGCUUUAACGCCCACACUCAAUGAUCUGCUCAAAGUUCCUGAAACGCUGAAUCUGGAUCAAGUGCUAUCAAAGGUCAUAGAAUCCACCACCGAUAUACUCUUCAAUCUGCCCGCCGUAUUAACCACUCAAGUCUGGUCACAAAUUGCGCCCUCAUUCAUGUACAGUUUCGAAUACAAUGGCACCCGCUCGAAAGGCAUAAAUUUCUUGCGCGGUCUGCCGAUUGUUUCCGAGCAGUCCGCGAAUAGCAAUCCGGAAGUGGUGGCGCAUGGUGAUGAACUCGGUUAUAUGUUCGAUGCAAAUGAUUUGUUUGGGAACCCCAUACCAGAAGCACAACUAAGCGGUGAAGAGGACCUGAAGGUGCGUAAGAACCUGAUCGAUAUGUUGGUGAAAUUCGCAAAAGUAUUUGGGAACGAGGAUAAGAAGAAAUCAGUGGAAGAUUCGCUAUUCAAACGCGUAACCGGCAAAGGCAUUCCAUUCAUAAAGGUUGAUUCAGAGCUAAGUGCAGGCAGUGACUUUCGGUUUUGCGAGCUCUCAGUUCUGGGUGCUUCACUGACUCCCUUGACUUCAACCACUUGCCAGAGCUUGGGCGGUGUGUUAUCACCAGUUACGGGAGUAGUUGGCGGUGCGUUGGGUGGCGUUGGCGGCGUUUUAGGAGGCGACAAAAGCAAUGGUAACGGUGGUGUUGCUGGUGGAGUUGGAAAUACUCUGGGCGGUGUGCUGGGCGGAGGUGGUAGAAGCAGAGAAAGAGAGUCCGGAGGCGGAGGAGGCUUACUUGGGCUGGGGUAAUAAUUAACACUGAAUAAUUUUUUGUAUCUACCUAUAUGUAUAAAAUCUACCUAUAUGCUAAAUAAAAGUCAGAAGUUGUA